This is a messenger RNA of Panicum virgatum (switchgrass), 1632 nucleotides long. Its product is annotated as metal tolerance protein 7. NCBI's taxonomy places the organism in Eukaryota, Viridiplantae, Streptophyta, Magnoliopsida, Poales, Poaceae. Gene Ontology annotation, cellular component: membrane. Bases 311 to 1465 code for a protein of 384 amino acids. Gene Ontology annotation, biological process: transmembrane transport; monoatomic cation transport. Gene Ontology annotation, molecular function: monoatomic cation transmembrane transporter activity. The record is from RefSeq and is a predicted model, not a curated record. The transcript is spliced from 6 exons.
CGUCCGCCUGCCUGUGCGCAACCCGCAACCGCGCAUGCUCCGUGGCCACGCGCUGCGGCCGCCGUGCACGCCCGCGCACCGGCAACUGCUCUAUAAACCCCACCAGUGUCCACCACGCAUCUCGGCCCUGCGGUUGCCCAUGCAUCCUGCAUUUCUGCUGCCGCUGCUCCACUACUUCCCCUUCCUCGUCGCCCCAUCGCCGUCGUUCUCCGAUCCUUCCGUCGCCCUAGCUAGCUAGGCACCUCGGUCGUCGUUGGUCCGUCGGCUUGGCUGGUGGUUUCUGCGGCAGCGGAUCGACCGGCCGGGCGGCAUGGGCGAGGACAGGGAGGAGGGGGCGGCGUGGCCGGCGGCGUCGUGGCGGCUCAACGUCAACGACUUCCAGCAGAUGCCGGAGCGGCCCAAGGAGCGGCCCUUCGUCACCAGGGUCUUCCUCCGCAGCAGCCACGGGAAGCAGAGGAAGAUUGCAAAGUACUACAAGAAGCAAGAGAAUCUACUGAAGGAUUUCAGCGAGAUGGAGACCAUGAAUGAACUUGGUGGCUUAGAUCAGAAUGGUCCUUCCGAGGAAGAGCUAAGGCAACUGGCAAAGAGCGAAAGAUUUGCUAUUAACCUGUCGAAUAUAAUCAAUCUCAUCCUUUUUGUUACGAAAGUCGUUGCUUCUGCCGAAAGUUUAUCCAUGGCAGUAAUAGCAUCGACGCUGGACUCUCUACUGGACCUUCUGUCAGGUUUCAUUCUUUGGUUUACAGCGCAUGCUAUGAAAAAGCCAAACAAGUACAACUACCCAAUUGGGAAGAGGCGCAUGCAGCCAGUGGGCAUAAUAGUCUUCGCAUCAGUGAUGGGCACACUUGGCUUCCAAGUGCUGAUCGAAUCAGGGCGCCAGCUCAUCACGCAGGAGCAUGCGAAUUUCAAGCGCAAGCAGGAGCUCUGGAUGGUGGGCAGCAUGUCCUCGGUUGCGGUCGUGAAGUUCUUCCUCAUGCUCUACUGUCGGACCUUCAAGAACGAGAUCGUGAGGGCUUACGCCCAGGACCACUUCUUCGACGUGAUCACCAACUCGGUCGGCCUGGUCGCGGCGUUGCUCGCCGUCAGGUACAAAUGGUGGAUGGAUCCCGUUGGUGCCAUAUUGAUCGCGCUGUACACGAUCACGACGUGGGCGCGGACGGUGCUGGAGAACGUGGGCACGCUGAUCGGCAAGUCGGCGCCGGCGGAGUACCUGACGAAGCUGACGUACCUCAUCUGGAACCACCACGAGGAGAUCCGGCACAUCGACACGGUGCGUGCCUACACCUUCGGCACCCACUACUUCGUGGAGGUGGACAUCGUGCUCCCGGGGGCCAUGCCGCUCAGCCAGGCACACGACAUCGGCGAGUCGCUGCAGGAGAAGCUGGAGCAGCUGCCAGAGGUCGAGCGCGCCUUUGUCCACGUGGACUUCGAGUUCACGCACCGGCCCGAGCACAAGGCCGAGGUCUGACCAGUUGUAGAGCUACUUCCCUCGGAGCCCAGACCAGUUGUAGAGCUGCCGCAGAUCUGAUGACAUAAGUACUUGUAAGACGAAGUGCAACAUCAUUUCUUAAGCCCUCAACUCUUAAAAGGACAUCUAGAUGUUUUUGUCGUGUGAUGAAAUUUGGAAUACCUAUA